UUCUGCUGCCUUUUAAUUACGAGUUCCCUUCUUUAAAUAAUUUCUGUCUUCUCUAAAUUUACUCAAUGCUGUUAAAGUAGCAGGGAAGCUCCUUCAAUGUUUAACUGCUCAGGAAUUUCUUGUGUCAGAUAUCCUGGUUUGUCACUCUUAACUCCUGCCUUCCCCCAAAUCCUAGUCACAGACACAAUUCUGCCAAGCUCCUUGCAACUACAUGACCAGGAUGACCCCUGCCCCAGAUUCUAGUACUUUGUUCCUCAUUUCUGUCUGAGACUGCAACAGCAUAGCCUUCAUUGUCUGUAUUUCUAACCAGCGUUCUGGUCAUGGCCACUUCAGUAAUCACUAAGAAGAUUCAGGCUUUCCCUACAGCUCUCCCUCCUCCUAGGCCCUCACGGUAAUCCCUCUUAAUGCUCCAUUUAUGGCAAUCUAGACCUUUUCAAGCCUGGUCCACAAAUCUUCCAGCUUCUACCUCUUAGUCAGCCCCAAAGCCACUGCUACAUCUUCAGGUAUUUGUUAUAGCCACAGCUCCACUUCUCAGUACCACUUUUCUGUCUUAAUCCAUUUUCUGUUGCUAUAAUAGAAUGCCCAGGCUGGGUAAGUUAUAAACAAUAAAGUUUAUUUGGCUCACUUUCCUGGAGACCGGGAAGUCCAAGAUCAAGAUCACAUCUGGCAAGGGCCUUCCUGCUGCUUCAUAACACAGCAAGAGGAAGCAGUGGUGCCGGGGAGUGUUCCAGCAAUGAGCAAAACAGAGUCCCUGUCCUCGGUGAGCUUACAUUAUCAUGUGGAGAGACUCCAGAUAGCCCUGGUGAACCCUAUGAGGAAGACAAAACAGCCCAAGAAGGAGCAGCCACUGAGGGACUGAUGCCCUUGGCCAUGAGGAACCCCCAACCAUUAUUUGCACAGGUGCAGCCUGUGUGACUGAGCCACCGCUGCUCCAGCUGUUUCACGUCACGGUUCCCUUUACUGAACGUUAAGUGCUUACAGUCAUUCUUCCAUCCUCCAGACACCAAGUCCCCACUGGCCAGUUCCCUGGGAGGCCUGGACAGCCCCUCACUGAAGCUUGCCUCCCUCCUGUACAUUGGCAGGACCAGUCUCCCCGGCCUGGACACAGCCUUCCAGGAGCCUGGGCGUGGCCCACCCACUCCCCCUGGUCUCACCUCGCCUUGUUUACCAUGAACUGAAGGCGAGGAGAGAUACCCCCAAAAGGAAUGUGGGCUUGAGCAAGGGAAGAGCCAGGACCAUCUGUGUUUGUACCCAGGAGAGCAGCAUGGCCUUGGGGGGAAAUGGACUGGGCAGAAUCCCAGCCGAUCCAUCAGGCCUCAGCUCCUCCUGUAUGGAACAGGGAUAGUUAGUGACCACCCCAAACUGUCCCUGUGAGCAAUGAAGGCCUCCCGUGGCCAGAGCCUCAGCCCCCACAGAGGCCGGUAUUCUAUUAUUCUGUGUCUUGGAACCAUGGGGACAGGGAGGUCAAGAAGGAGGUAGGGAGAGAGGAAUGGGGGCAAGAGGACUGCGGAGGAAACAAAAAGAACCUGUGACAUUGGAAACGGGGAGCAGAAUUAGCACCCGCCUCCUCCCUGGAGUCCGUGGGGUAAUGCUACAGUGAUGGAAGCUGUCCCCACGAGCUCUUCUAGAGGCCAGUCUUCUACUCAGGCACCCACCUGCAUCACUAGCUCAUUUUAUCUCACAGGGAGCAACAGCUCUCACUCACCCCAGCUCAGGCUGGCCCCAGCCCCAGCCCCUGCCAAUCUUCAGGCCCCGGGGUGCUGAGGCCCUCCCAGCUUCUGGUGCCCUCAGGUCCCCUGCGUCUCACCCUCUACACACGUCUUUGCAGAGUUGGAUGGGGCAUCGGGCGGAUGACCGCGGGAACGGUCGUGAUCACUGGCGGAAUCCUAGCUACGGUGAUCCUCCUCUGCAUCAUCGCCGUCCUGUGCUACUGUAGGCUCCAGUAUUACUGCUGCAAGAAGAGCACAGCUGAAGAUGCAGACCAGGAGGAGGACGAAGAGGAGGAGCAUGGCCUUCCCGUCCACCCCAGGGGCCCCACCUGCAAUGCCUGCAGCUCCCGAGCUCUGGACGGCAGAGGCAGCCUGGCACCUCUUACCGGCGAGCCCUGCAGCCAGCCGUGCGGGGUGGCCGCUGGCCACUGCACCACCUGCUCCCCUUACCACACCCCCUUCUACAUACGGACAGCUGACAUGGUGCCCAACGGGGGUGGAGGCGAGAGGCUCUCCUUUGCUCCCGUUUGCUACAAGGAGGGGGGACCCCCAUCCCUCAAACUGGCAGCGCCCCAGAGUUACCCGGUGACCUGGCCAGGCUCUGGGCGCGAGGCCUUCACCAAUCCAAGGGCUAUUAGUACAGACGUGUGACCCCGUCCACCCCAGCCAGCACACACACCAACGCUGCCACCCGGAGGAGCAGAGGAGGCGGCCAGUGGCCCUCCAGCAGCCCCACGAAGACUCCUCGUUUCUUUGGCCUUUCUUGCUCCACAGCAGAGGGCUCGCCAGGUUGAGCUGUUGAGAACCAGGGCAGGCCUGGCUCCCGCCCGCCCCGUGGCUCACAGGUUGGGGCCCAUCUGAUGGGUAGGCCUUGCCGCUCCCCCAGUUUCUGUCUGACUCCCCUCUGACCACCCCCUGCAUCACCACAACCCCUUCCAGGACCCCCAAGCCCCGGCUCUGCUGGCUGGGCAAAGGAGCCCCAGGGAACACGGCUCUAGGGGCCUCCAGAGCCUGUGGGAGAUGAAGCGGCCAUGUCCAGAGGAAAGGGGGACAGAGGGCAAGGAGAGAAGUGAGGACUGGACACCCAGAAGUUGGGGAGGGCAGGGAAGGUGAGGCCUGCAUGCUGGGGUCAGCCAGGAGCUCGUUCACAGUCCAGUUUUCUACCUUGGGGGCCAGGCUAGUACUGUCCCUGGAGCGGCUCUGCUGGGCUUGUGGAUUACUGAACACCCCACACCUGCCUCUGCACCGCCACCCCACGGAACACCGAGCUGACCUUAAAGGUCGUGGCAUGGGUUAUGUAGGGUCUGCAUUGAAUAUCCCUGUCCAAUCCCCUCCCCCACCGCAUCCUUUCUCUGCCUUAGGAACCAGCUGCCCCCUACUGGAGAAGCUUUUUCAAGUUGUUACUAGAGUUCUAGAAGCUUAGCUCUGAGAUCUCUCUGGUCCUCCCAGGCCCUGGUCCACCUCGCUUAGCGCCACGCAUGGCCACAGUGCUGUGGGGAGGUGUGCGUUCCUUUCCCCAGGUGCACACGCACCAGUCACCACCAGCAGGCACUGAGGGCUUUGUCACAGUCAGUAAUAGCUGCACAGGACAAGCGACCAGGGACACCAAUGAGCAAGAAAAGCAGCAAGGACAGAGGUGAUAUUUUAAAAUUGUUUUUUAGUUAUAGAUGAACACAAUACCUUUAUUUUAUUUAUUUAUUUUUAUGUGUGGCUGAGGAUCAAACCCAGUGCCUCACACGUGCCAGGCAAGCGCUCCACCACUGAGCCCCAGCCCCAGCCCCCAGGAGGUGAUUGGGGGCCAGUCCCUAUGGCAACCAGACAGAAGGUCCAGGAAGAGCCUGGAGUCCGUGGGGCAAUGCUGCAGUGACUGAAGCUGCCCCCACAAGCUCCUCCAGAAGCCAGGUACUCCACUUGGGCAUCCACCCGUGUCACCAGAUCAUUUUGUCCCACAGGGAGCAACAGCUCUCCACUAGAGGGCUCCUGAGGAUCAGGUGUGUCUUGGCAAUUGACUUUAGUGCUUACUGCCCUCUUUGGCCACCCCACUCUCCGGUCUCCUGCUGGUGGGACAUUUAUUGCUGUUUCACUCUAGUCCCAAGUUCAAGUCCUGCUUACAACCCUGCAGUGGCCUUAUGCUUUUUCAGUCAUAUAUCUGAUGCAAUUUCCAGUAGCUUCUGCAUUAAAAGGUGGCUGUCCCUGCUUCUAAGGGCAUAGCUAACCCCUGCCCACUCCUGAGUCGCUGAAUGUUACAGAUGGUGGCACAGGGAUGAGGCUGGCCUCUCUGCUGAAAUCCUAGUAUUCGACACGGGUAGGUACAGUGGAGGGAGUGGGAAGGGGGACGCCCACCUCACGUCUCAACCUGGAAUCCAAGCACACUGGGUUGAGAAGCAGAAGACCUGGGCUCUGGCCCCAUUUUGGUCACUCACUGGCUCUAGGACCAGUCACUUCCCUGAGACUCUAUUUUCUCCAGGAAGACGAGGGUGAAGUCUAAGGGCCCCCUAGUGCUGUAUGAAGUGAGGACUUCCUAAAAACAGGUGCAGCCUGGCUAUUCCCUCUCGCCCUCCUCCUCCUGACGGGGGAUGGAUAUGUUCCCAGCUGUCUGAUCCUGUGUACAGGGAUGCUGGCUGAAUUCUAACUGUCAGACAGACAUGUUUGACCCCACGGAGUGACCUCCUCAGGUGGGAGCUCUGCUUCUGCACCAGGAAGCAGCUCUAGGUGGGUCAAGGAGAUUUGUCUCCCAGUGCAGGGAACAGCGUUGAUACCUUUCCUGGGCGAAUGUAACCCUGUGAUGAGCUGCUGGGCCUGGCCGCCCUCCCAGCUUCCUGAGGACCAGCCCUGGUGCCUUGCGCCCCUUCAGUUCCACAGCUGAUGACCCCAGGGCCACAGCCUUCCUCACCAAAAAUAACAACUCCAUCGUUGCACCUCCUGCCUUGGAAGAAUCAGCACAACCCAGCUAACCACCACCCGCUUCUUGCCCCUGAUCUGUUGGGGUCCCUGAGGACAAAGCAUCCCACAGCAUUGUCUCCUCCGGCAGCUGUCCCAACCUAACUGCUCUUAACCCAAGUCAGAAUCUAGGUCUGGGGUGUUAGAAGGCAGGCCACUGCCCUCCCCAAGCAGCCCUCACUGCUCAGAGCCCAGGCUCCAAACCAGGCUCAGGCUCGCUUGCCCCGCUGUAGCUGCUGGGCCUUGUGCUGGUCAGCUUUUCGUCAUUGUGACCAGUGAUACUUGAUCAGAACUUAGAGGAGGAAAAGCUUAUUUGGGCUCCAUCAGAGGUCUCAGUCCAUGGUCAGUGGGCUCCAUUGCUUAUGGUGGAAGGGUGUGGCAGAGGGAAGCAGAGCCAGGGAGAGAGAAGGGGCCAGGGACAGAAGAAGCCCCCGAGGCCACAUUCCCAGUGACCUACAUCUUCCAGCCACGCUCCACCUGCCUAUAGUUCUCACCAGUUCCCAGAAAAUCCAUUCAAACUAUUAAUCUAUCAAAUCAUUCAUCCACGGAUGAGUCCUGAGCCCCCAGGACCCAGUCAUUGCCUAAAAGCCCACCCCGGGACCUUGCUGCGCUGGGGAGCCUGCCUUCCACGCAGGACGCUGCGGAGAUGUUCCAGGCCCAGACGGUAACAGGCCUGCCCUGUGGAGGAGGAAGCUCACCCCACUCGGCCACACUGUCCUGUUAGCUGUGGCGUCUACUACGGGACACUAUUUAUACACUCUUCAAACUGAACCCUGAACAGGAAGAGAAGGAGGCGGGCCCAGUCUUCUCCGCCAUCUUUCUCGGCCUCCACUUCACUACUCCUGCAGAUUUCUUGUCUUGCAUCUUUGAUAACUUGGAGUCACAACCAAGUGAAUGUCAAAAUAAAUGAGAAAUUUGAAAUAGAAA
Marmota monax (woodchuck) is the source of this 5576-nucleotide messenger RNA. RefSeq names its product family with sequence similarity 163 member A (gene Fam163a). The transcript is spliced from 5 exons. Bases 1851 to 2360 code for a protein of 169 amino acids. The record is from RefSeq and is a predicted model, not a curated record. Lineage: Eukaryota; Metazoa; Chordata; Mammalia; Rodentia; Sciuridae.